Messenger RNA from Nematostella vectensis (starlet sea anemone), 1708 nucleotides. RefSeq lists its product as uncharacterized. The record is from RefSeq and is a predicted model, not a curated record. Bases 68 to 1243 code for a protein of 391 amino acids. NCBI's taxonomy places the organism in Eukaryota, Metazoa, Cnidaria, Anthozoa, Actiniaria, Edwardsiidae. Gene Ontology annotation, molecular function: acyltransferase activity, transferring groups other than amino-acyl groups. The transcript has a single exon.
CUAUGUAGCCAGGAGCAGCGGGCUAAUAUCAUAUAUUUUGUUUUCGGCUGUAGUACAAGUUUCGCUAAUGUCUUCCUCUUCGAAGCCGCUUUUAGUGAAGGAUGAAGUUGCUUCACCUUCUGGCAGCUUUAAAAGAAAACAUCGGAAUCUAUCAGAGAGAUCUGUGACGUUCGGUACAUACAACUUAGACAUUGAUAGCAGUCCCUUUGAUCAAUCAAUCCUUGUUCGACAAGUCAAAUCCGAGGAUCACACGGGAGUCGUCGAGCUUUCGGAAGCAACCUACGGCGAUCAUGACUCUCUACCGUUAGCUUUCCACACCAUCAUGCAACAGGAGCGAGGCUUUCUGUUUGUAGCGUUGGAAAAACGUCGAGUAGUCGGCUGUGUGCUUGUAAACAUUGUGGAUUCGGAUCAGACACUAGCAAUGAGCGGAAUGCGCAUUCAUCCGUUAUACAAGCGCAGAAACAUAAGCAUCCACUUGCUCCGAGGUGUCCACAACUUUGUUUACAAGGCUUACCCCAGUGUUUGGCGGGAAAGGUUUACUGCUUGUAUGGAUAGUGCAUAUGCGGCAAGACUACGUGCGCAACAUGGCUACCGAAAGGUAACGAGCCUGAAAGCCAUUAGUGUGUACGUCAGUCAAGAUGUGCGAAAAUUGCUCGGGCUCUUCUUAGCUUCGAUGGCAUCGGACAUGAAGGAAACAAAAGGAAUCGAGCAACUUCAACCUGAAGAAGCACUCCGAUUCGCUGAUCAAAAUGACUUGCUAUUAUUCCCCAGUAACACGCUUGUGAUUAAUUGUGUCCCAUUCGUUGUUUCGUCAGCGAACAUGCAGUGGAUAUUCCAAGAGAACGACUGCGUUCUUAACUCUACCUUAACAGAUAACCACCCAUUCUCCUCCCAUCAAGCUCAGGGUAAAGGAAACUUGCUGGCCCUAAAGCGACGUCUUGGCUCAGAACCAAGACUCUGCUCGUUCAGUCACGGCAGAGCGGUGCCCCGAGUCAAGUGCACGAAUUGGGAGGUAAUGUUGUGCGGUAAUGACCGUGACUCAAUGCGCGCGCACCUUGUUGGUCAAUUACAGCAUGCGCUGAAGAUAACAAACGGGCUAUUUGUACUGACUUGUUUUGUUGAUGAGUCCCACAUAGACGUCGUGCAUGAGUUUCUACAUCACUACCUAGGUCUUAGAUAUGUGGCGGACUAUUACUUAAACGAAUUGGCUUUGUAUGAGCGAGAACUUCAAUGGGAUGCUUGAAGAGUAUCUUGUUAUAGAAAAGACUAAAGGUCUUAGACAUGUGACAGAUCUUCCUAUGAACAAAUUGCUAUUCGUAAAUAUCUUGUUAAGAAGAGAGUAACUAGGCCUUAGUAUGUGUCAGACCAUUCUCUGAACAAUUUGUCAUGUUUUUCUAUCUAGAGCAGAAUCUACACUAGUAAUAGACGAAGAAAAUGUUUGGGACUCUACCAUAUAAUUGAUCCAUAACCGCGUCAAACCCAAAGACGUAAUCUACGAUUUUCUCAGAGGAAGGAAUAUAGCGCGAAACUAUUUUGUUUUCAAGAGGCGUUCAACGUAAAAACUUCAACCAUGUGUUGAUUGGGUUUUCUAUUUUCAUCACGCCUACGCAGACCACCUAGUCCUUUACAGCUUGUCUGUAGUAUUUCUAGAUUUCCUAUAGUCAUCAUAACAGCAUUCGCCAGUAAAGUAAUAACGGGCGACUGUAAA